AAGGGUCCGCUUGAUUUUGGCGGGUAAGUUCUGUAUCCAUUAACCAGCUGAUUUUGGCUUGUUCUCUCUGCAGCUCUGCUUUCUUCUCUGGCUUCUGCUAUGUGAAUUUCCACUUUCGUUUCGAUCUUUGCUGAAAUCGUUUCAUAAAAUUCCGCUGCAGAUUCUGCUCAGGAGAAGAGGGAAGCUUGUUGGGUCGUAUCAGAGUUGAUCAAAAGAUUGCUCUGGAGUGAAAAAAAGUAAGAACAUUUUGUCACCAAUUUUUUUUAAUCUUUGAUUCUCCCAUGGCUCCAUGCUUAAUUACGGCUACCUGCUCAAGACUUGCAAAACCCUGUUUCAUCCUCCCUUGGUGUAGUGGGCUGGGAAUGAACAGAAGCAAUUUAUGGGGUUGCCAAAUUGCAUGUCUGUCUGUCUAGAAUCUAGAGCGAGCUACAUUCCCUAAGAGGUCACAGAGACAGGCAGAAUUAGGCGAUUUCCUAUCUAGAAUCAAAGCUAGCCCUGAUAUGAGAUGUGAUGAGACAAAGGACCACUGAAAUUUAUGGACCUUGGGAUGAUAAUUCUAUUAUUUACGUCCUCUGACUUUUUUAUCUUAUCUCCUCUAACCCAAAUAUUGGCAUUUUCCUUGCAAAUGGGAAUUCCUAAGGCCAUUUUAUCUCUGUGGUAGCUAGGUAUUGAAGUGAGGAAAUGGUAUUUAACUAUUUAUCGUAGCUAGAUUGCUCAAAUAGCUUAUACGUACUUCUUCUGCUCCUCAUCUAGUCUCCAGGUUUCCAAUCCGCAAACCAUGAAUCCUGGUGGUGGGUAUACAAUUGAAGUAACAAGCUUGUCCCAUAAAGCUACAGAGAAGGAUGUCCAUGAUUUCUUCUCUCACUGUGGUACAGUUGAGCACAUUGAAAUGGUCAGAUCUGGCGAAUACGCUUGCACUGCGUAUGUGACAUUUAGAGAUGCCUAUGCUCUUGAAACUGCCAUCCUCCUCAGUGCAACUCAUCAUGUGAACCACUUGGCUUCCAGCCCAGGGGAAGCCGUGACAGUGGCACAAGAAGUGGUGAAAACGAUGCUAGCAAAAGGAUACGUCUUGGGGAAAGACGCGCUGGUGAAGGCCAGAGCUCUGGACGAGUCCCACAAGGUGACCGCUGUUGCUGCAGCGAAAGUGGCCGAGCUCAGCAGCAGAAUCGGGCUGACGGAGUCGAUACAAUCGGGGAUGGAGACGGCGAGAUUUAUCGACGAGAAGUACCACGUCUCGGACAUCACCAAGACGGCGGUGCUGUACACGGGAGCGGCAGCCGUGACUGCAGCCACCAUCACGGGCCGGACUGCAGCUGCAGCGGCCCAUGCGGUGGUGAACAGCAAUUACUUCGCCCAGGGCGCGGUCUGGGUCUCGGAUGUUCUGGGCCGUGCGGCCCAUGCAGCUGCGGAGUUUGGACAUAAAGAGGGCAAGUAGGGAAUGGAGAAAUGGAAGGUAGUUAUGUGUGUUUUGGUGAAUAAAAAAUGGUCCAUUGUUUCAUUGUUUGUGUCAUAUUCGACCAGCCUAACACUAGGCAUGAUGUUAAAAAUCAUCUCAUGGUUGUGACAAAGAAAACCCCUCUUCUAAUCAAAUGUUUUGCCAGCCUAGUUCUUCGUAUUAUGGUCGGAGGUCGGGACAUUUGUUCGAGGUUAUCUCAUCUCUUCUGAUAAAAAAAAAAACUAGCUAGU
Linum tenue is the source of this 1686-nucleotide messenger RNA. Lineage: Eukaryota; Viridiplantae; Streptophyta; Magnoliopsida; Malpighiales; Linaceae. The record is from the annotation of a GenBank genome assembly.